Pestalotiopsis fici W106-1 is the source of this 1740-nucleotide messenger RNA. RefSeq lists its product as uncharacterized. The record is from RefSeq and is a predicted model, not a curated record. Lineage: Eukaryota; Fungi; Ascomycota; Sordariomycetes; Amphisphaeriales; Sporocadaceae. The transcript has a single exon. Bases 1 to 1740 code for a protein of 579 amino acids.
AUGACUUCAACCACGGCCAUUCCGUUGCGCCAUGCAGCGAGACCGGGUUCAGCAGAAGAAUGGGUGUCGAUUGAAUCGCCCGUCACUCCAAUCGAGGCCGAGUCCGUGGCCGAUCGAAUCACCCGCAUCCAGGCCGAUCUUGCAGAAUUGUCUGCAUUCUACAAGGUUGAUACAUCUCCCUUGCGGUAUUCGCGAUUUCGCAGCUACUACGAUGAUGAGCUGAGUUCCCUGAGCCAAGCACCGUUUGAAACCUACACCCAGGAUGAAAAGGUAGACUUUAUCCUGCUCAAGAAUUACCUCUCUCGCGCCCGACGUACAAUCGAGCUGGAAAAGGCACGCGAUGAAGAAUUCGCUCCCUUGUUUGAGCCAUUCGCUGCAGACAUAAGAGGCUGGAUCGAGGCUCGAAUGCGUGUCGACCAAAUCGACCCCCAGGAGGCAGCAACAAGCUUUCACUCGCUGGUGGACAAGGUCAUCAAGUGCGAGUCUUUGGCUUCCAAUAAUGGUGCUCAUAGGUACUCCAAGGCGGCAGGUUAUCGCGCAGUCAAGAUGAUUGCCAAGCUACGGGAUCAUCUCAAGGAAAUGUAUGAAUUUUACAGUGGCUAUGAUCCAUUGUGGGACUGGUGGAUGCGGCAACCAUACUCUGAGCUUGAAACAGCUCUCACCAGCUUCACCAGCACUCUCAACACUGCAAUAGUUGGAAUCAAACCUGGAGACAAUGACGCGAUUGUGGGAGAGCCUAUUGGAAAAGAGGGCUUGCUCGCCGAGUUGGAGGCAGAAAUGAUGCCAUAUUCACCCGAGGAGCUUGUCCGGAUCGCCGAAAAGGAAUACGAAUGGUGCGAGUCGGAGAUGAUCCGGGCUUCCCAGGAGCUGGGGUUCGGCAGCAACUGGCGUGAUGCGCUAGAACACGUCAAGGGCCUCAUUGAGCCCCCGGGAUCGCAACCAGUGUUUAUCAAAUCUUUGGUCGACGAUGGGACCAAUUACGUCAAAAAUCACGACCUUGUCACGAUCCCGCGGGUGGCAGAAGAGGCUAUACGAAUGGUCAUGAUCCCGCCUCGCCAACAAAAGGUUUCGCCAUUCUUUCUCGGCGGGCCUGUUCUCUACGUUUCGUAUCCUACAGCCGAAAUGGCCCAUGCCGACAAGAUGAUGAGUAUGCGCGGAAACAAUCGUCACUUUUCCAAGGCCACUGCAUUCCAUGAAAUGAUUCCUGGUCAUCAUUUACAGCUCUUUAUCGCCGAAAGAUCCAAGCCGCACCGUCAAGUAUUCGAGACCCCGUUCUACAUUGAAGGCUGGGCGCUCUACUGGGAAUUAGUCUUUUGGGCACGUGGUGAUUUCUUCACGAGUCCAGAGGACCGGGUGGGAACAUUGUUUUGGCGAAUGCAUAGAUGCGCCCGCAUCAUUUUCAGUCUCAAGUUCCAUCUAGGUCAAAUGACACCAGCAGAAUGUAUUGACCUGCUCGUCAACCGGGUUGGACAUGAGCGGGCCACAGCUGAAGGCGAGGUGCGACGAAGCUUCAAUGGCGAAUAUGGACCACUGUAUCAAGCAGGCUAUCUGCUGGGAGCUCUCCAACUGUGGAAGCUCCGAAAUGAAGUGCUUGAGCGGGGGCUGCUGAAGGAAAAGGAUUUUCACGAUCGCAUUCUCAAGGCAAACAUGAUGCCGAUUGAGAUUUUGCGAGCCUUGCUCCUGGACCAGGAACUGCAAAGAAACUUUGAAAGCAAGUGGCGAUUCUAUGGUGACAUAUAG